AUGUCUGUUUCAACACUUUCGCUAUGCGUUAUUCUUGUGCUUUUUCCACUGGCAACUUUGCAACGAUGGGAAGAUAAUGCUCCCAUGUGUUCAACGGAUUUGAAUCUACGGUUGCAACCAAAACAAAGGGAUGGUUUAUUCAAAGCAGUCAGUGGAAAGUAUGCAUACAUGAAAUAUAAUUGCACACUCGAAGAGGCAGCUUACUUACUGUGGAAUUCUCGCUACAACGCAACGCCCGAGAAAUUCAAUACGAUCUUCGGAUUAUACCCGUUCUAUUACAAUUGGACGGAAACUAACAAAACAUCGGCUGAAUUCUUCAAGGAGGCAGCUGAUAAAUGGCGCAAUGAUACACUCAACGAUUGGUACGGUCACCGACAGAUGGGAUGCGAUUUCGAAAAGAAGAGCAGUGGAGACCUACACAACUACACAGUAUUUUGUUUCAUUAGUGGAACCCCUAUUGAAUACUCCUAUUAA
This is a messenger RNA of Necator americanus (New World hookworm), 474 nucleotides long. RefSeq lists its product as uncharacterized. The record is from RefSeq and is a predicted model, not a curated record. The transcript has 5 exons. Bases 1 to 474 code for a protein of 157 amino acids. Lineage: Eukaryota; Metazoa; Nematoda; Chromadorea; Rhabditida; Ancylostomatidae.